Canariomyces notabilis is the source of this 981-nucleotide messenger RNA. RefSeq lists its product as uncharacterized. The record is from RefSeq and is a predicted model, not a curated record. Gene Ontology annotation, cellular component: RNA polymerase II transcription regulator complex. Gene Ontology annotation, biological process: regulation of DNA-templated transcription. NCBI's taxonomy places the organism in Eukaryota, Fungi, Ascomycota, Sordariomycetes, Sordariales, Chaetomiaceae. The coding region runs from base 1 to 981 and encodes 326 amino acids. Gene Ontology annotation, molecular function: DNA-binding transcription activator activity, RNA polymerase II-specific; transcription cis-regulatory region binding. The transcript has 3 exons.
AUGGACUACACACAUACAGCCUACUUUCCUGGCGCUCCGCCCUACCAAUUCAUGGGAUCCGCCAUCCCUCCGCUCACACCUUCACACUCCAACUCGGUAGCUUCGGAUGAAUUCAACACCACCUCGCCCCCGGAGGUCUACGAGCAAUUCCCCAGCGAGCAGUUCCCCAGCGGCCUUCCUCAUGAUCAAUUCCGGAACUUCGACAACUAUGUCCAGUUUAACGCGGCCCAGGCCUUCCCCGGGCCGCCGACACCGCCAGGCCCGCAUCCCGCUGCACACGGUGCUGCUGCAGUGCAGCCUGUCAACGGCGUCGUCCAGCAGCCCGGCCCCACCCCCGACAUCCUGCCCGUCUCCAAAUCCGACCCUGAGGAUCUGGCACAGAGUCGCAGACAGGGCUCCAACUCGGAGGAGGACGACCUGACCCCUGCUCAGUCCAGGCGCAAGGCUCAGAAUCGCGCAGCCCAACGUGCCUUCCGGGAGCGCAAGGAACGCCAUGUCAAGGACCUCGAGAGCCGCCUGCAGCAGCUGGAACAAGCGCAGCAGGAGACCAUGUCGGAAAAUGAGCGGCUGAAGCGGGACCUCCAGAAGAUAAGCACUGAGAACGAGAUCCUCCGCGCGACGUCCCUGGUCACCGCCAAUUCGGGGCCUCCCGGCGCCAACGGAGGUCCGACGACGACAGGGCCCAUGACCUACACGCCCAACGAUUUUUACUCCAACGUCCUCGAGAAGCACACCAACAAGACGCCCAGCCACAGGAUAGUCACGAGCGACAGCGGGGAACGCCUCCUCGCCGCGGGCGCCGCAUGGGAGUUCAUCAUCAAUCAUGAACUGUUCAAGCGCGGCCUCGUCGACGUCGGCCAGGUCAGCGAUCGGAUCAAACCCCUGGCCAAGUGCGACGGCCAGGGGCCCGUGUUUGAAGAGAGAGACAUUGUUGAAGCCAUCAAGCAGAGUGUUGCCAGCGGCAGUGACGAGUUGAUAUAG